Pyrgilauda ruficollis (rufous-necked snowfinch) is the source of this 2990-nucleotide messenger RNA. It is a transcript of the gene SFRP4, whose product is annotated as secreted frizzled related protein 4. Gene Ontology annotation, molecular function: Wnt-protein binding. Gene Ontology annotation, biological process: canonical Wnt signaling pathway; non-canonical Wnt signaling pathway. The coding region runs from base 925 to 1965 and encodes 346 amino acids. The record is from RefSeq and is a predicted model, not a curated record. Gene Ontology annotation, cellular component: cytoplasm. Lineage: Eukaryota; Metazoa; Chordata; Aves; Passeriformes; Passeridae. The transcript has 6 exons.
UGAGGGAGCCCUUUGCCGCCGCCUGGGCACGCCGUUCCUCUCCACCAGGGGCGCGUGGCCGUAGAGCACCAAGGAAAGGAAAAUAAAAAACAGCUUGGCAAAAGUCUGAAGGUUCUUCCGCUCGUGUGCAGAUGCGAUUGGUGGGGGACAGCGGCGGGGGGAGCGGGGCGGCGGGCUGACUGCCCGCACAGCACCCCACAGCGGCCCCGCGCUGCCCCGGCCCCGCCGCCGCUCCCCCUGUCCCGAGCAAACCGGGCCACGAGCCACCACCCCUCUGUUCGCCCGUGCACUUCACGCCUUUCCCCGUCCGUGCCGAGCUCAGGGAGGGAAUUCUGCAACCCCCUGGAGGCGUCGGGAACAGCCGCCGGAGCUCCCUCAAGUCCGCAAAAACUUUGUUCUCCCUUGAGAAAACGCGGCGUAUGAAGUUCUUCCCACGGGAAGAAGCCGCGGUUCCUACCGUCGCCUUCCCUCUCCCCGCGCCGGAGCGCAGAGCCCCGCGGCAGAACCGUGUGGUUUGGGUUUCCUCCCCCCGCCUCGCCCCCCUUCCACCUGAAGGAAUUUAUGACACAGAUGAAAACUGAAACGGAGCUGGAGCGGCGGCCGAGAGACGCAGUGAUGUCGCCGGGGGAUUAAACGGGGUGGAGGUGAUGUCACCGUGCCUGCACAGCAAAACGCACACAUACGCGCACACCCCCCACCCCCCGGAGGAGCGGGGCUGCCAAGGGAGCGCGAUCGGCCCCACGUCACUCGUGCCACUGGUAUAAAUGCGGUCCCGCGAUGUCCAUGGCUGUCGGCGCGGCGGCUCCCGCGACUUGACUGCAGCGGGGCUCCGGGAGGCAGCGCCGCUCCGCGCCCUUCGGCCGCCGGGACCCGCGGGGCGGCGGCGGGUGGCGGCGGACAAGGAGGAGAAGGAGGAGGAAGAGGAUGCUGCGCGCCUUGGUGGCGGUGUCCCUGUGGCUGCGGGUGAGCCCGCGGGCGCAGGGCGCGCCGUGCGAGGCGGUGCGCAUCCCCAUGUGCCGCUCCAUGCCCUGGAAUAUCACCCGCAUGCCCAACCACCUCCACCACAGCACCCAGGAAAACGCCGUCCUCGCUAUCGAACAGUACGAGGAGCUAGUGGCCACCGGCUGCAGCCCGGUCUUGCCCUUCUUCCUCUGCGCUAUGUACGCCCCCAUCUGCACCUUGGAGUUCCUCUACGACCCCAUCAAGCCGUGCCGCUCCGUCUGCCAGCGCGCCCGCGACGGCUGCGAGCCCAUCAUGCGCCGCUACAACCACAGCUGGCCCGAGAGCCUGGCUUGCGACGACCUCCCCGUCUACGACCGCGGCGUCUGCAUCUCCCCAGAGGCCAUCGUCACCGACGUGCCGGAGGAUGUGAAGUGGACGGACUUCACACAGGGUUUUAUGGUGCCAGACAGACCCCUGGAGCCUGACUGCAGGAACCGUGGCCAGGAGCGGUGCAGGUGCAAAAAGACAAAACCUACGCUGUCAACCUACUUGGCCAAGAACUACAGCUACAUCAUUCACGCUAAAGUGAAAAGCGUCGAAAGAGGGAACUGCAAUGAGAUAACCACUGUGGUUGAAGUCAAAGACAUACUCAAGUCUUCAAUGCCAAUUCCUCUGUCCCAAGUGCCUCUUCUUACAAAUUCCUCCUGCCAGUGCCCGCCUCUUCAACCAAAGCAGGAUGUUCUCAUCAUGUGCUAUGAGUGGCGCUCAAGGUUGAUGCUUCUUGAUGGAUGUCUAGUUGAAAAAUGGAAGGACCAACUAAACAGAAGAUUUAAGAGGUGGGAACAGAGACUGCAAGAACAAAAGCGACGAACUGCACGCAGUAAGAACCAGAAUUCGGGACGCAGUGGUCAGAGUGGAGCCCUGAAACCUCAAACCAAGAACACCAACCCAGUGAUCAGUGGCCCCAAAAAGGCCAUUAAAAUAAGAAAUGGCCAGAAAGAAAUCAACCCCAAAAGAGUAUAAGUGUGAAAUUUCCAAAAGGAAGGACUUUCCCUGCAUGACAAGGGUCACAAUCUGGCUUGGUCAGCAUGUUUUAUUAAUCUGGAACUCAUUGACUUAAAGAAUCAUGUCAUUUUCUACAUAGACCUCUUUGCUGCACUUUACUGUUCCAAGGUUUGCUUAUCCUUUCAAUUCACUGCAAGCCAUAGAAUAUAGGUUUGCACUAAUACAAGGAAGGCAUAUUCCAGCUGACCGAGCUUUAUCUUUGGGCUCUGAUUUCCCAUCUAGACAGAGCUAGCCUUGGCUGCCAGACAUUUUGACUCCUUGUACCAGUUGUCUGGUCUGCUUCCCUGCCAAAUGUUGGAGAGCUGCAUGGAGUUUCUGUCUGUCCUCAGCUGGUGUAAUAGUUGGUGAGUUAGUCUGUGAAUUAGCUGAGAGCUCACUAGACCUGGCAGCUGAGGAGCAGCAGAAGGAUGGUAACCUCUGGCAGAUAUCUCAGGCAGCGGUGGCUGCAGCUGCUGGAGCUGAACCUAUCUGCUAUUUGGAAUCACAGCCCUUCUUCAGAGUGUUCAAAAGCAUAGUUUACCAUUAAGCAUCUGGGUAUGCAUUAUAUGAUUAUUUUUAUGUGUGUGCUGAAAAAGUGCUUACAGUGAUAGUAUUUUAUCUUGUGGGUUUGUGUAGUAAAAAAUGCAUUCAAAGCAGACAAUUUUUUAAUUGUACUUCAGGCUGGCUUCUGUUGUUCUAAUUUCAAAUAUAUUUAAACAUCUAGUUGAAAAAUUGUAUUUUUUUGAAGAGACCAAUUAAAGUGAACAGAUCUGUAGAAUUCUUAAAAGUAACACAUCUGCUGUAAUAUAGCUUUGCUAUGAAAACUGGAAUAGGAGCUUUAUUCUAAAGAUAACUGACAGCUACUGUACAGUAUUAAGGAGAAGAUAGGGCUUCAAGUGGCUCAGUAAUCAUUUGGAUAACGUUUUAUCAUUUGAUACCAUAAUUCUUACCUUUCUCUGAGAUUAAAUAAAUGAAUAAAUAAAUCUGCCUUGUCCCUAUUAAUG